Molecule: messenger RNA, 722 nt
Organism: Anopheles cruzii
Lineage: Eukaryota; Metazoa; Arthropoda; Insecta; Diptera; Culicidae
Exons: 2
Coding region: 62-508 (148 amino acids)
Source: RefSeq, a predicted model, not a curated record
UACAGAAGCCAGUCGGUCUGCAAGAUCUGUAAGAUCCGUUUUUCCAGUGAUCCUCAGAGUCAUGGGUGAAAGUGUACAGUUGCGUGCGGCAGUUGUUAUUGGGUUGUGGCUGUUCGGAGCCCUCAAUGCUGCUCCGGCCGCGAUCAAUGCCAUGCCGUUGCCAAAAGCUGACGCAGUGAGCUCAGCUACGCCCAUCAGCAGCCCUGAAGCUCAAGCUCCUCCGCUGGCCAAUCCGCUGCCGGCGCAAGAAACCGAGGGCGUGAGCUCAACCACGACCGACAACUAUGCGCAGAUUGCCCUUGCGUACACAUCGAAACCGAGCACGUUGGAACGGCUUCACUAUUCGGCGGGAGUGCACAAGUUUUUCGUUGGGCCGCACGAGGACACCGUAAAGCGAACACUGGAGGAGUAUCACGACAAAUUUGAACGCUUCGAGCAGAAUGCCUUGCGGGUUAGCUUUGAAAUGACCACGCCAAGAUACAACAGGAAACCGCCAAGCGUUUACUAGUUGACUGUGCCUAGAGCACUCAACUGGCAGUUCACAUUUCAUCGCAGCAUCAGCGUGUGUCAACGAUGCGCUGGCCUAAUCUCGCGGGAUUCCCACAAGCAACAGGCUGAUUGAUAGUGAACCGAGAUGCGUGACCCGCGAGAAGCGCUUAUCAUUUCGUGAGCCAAUGACGCCGUGCUGCAUGCAUCCAAACAGUCAAUAAAUGAUAGUGAAC